AGAUGCACAAAAACCCUCCGCCAUAAUGCUGCGCUUCUUUCCCUGACUAAACAGGCGACACGACGAAUGAAAUAAAGCCUAAACGAGACACACAGCAGACUUCAGGUGUUGGUAUGAUAUUGGAGUGGUCUAGGGAUGCCAAAGGAGAAAUAUGACCCGCCUGACUCCAGGCGGAUGUACACCAUCAUGUCCAGCGAGGAGGCCAACAGUGGGAAAAAAUCUAUCUGGGAUGGGCUUGAAAUAACCGGUAACGUCCGGAGUCUCAGCUCGGGCCUGUGGUCGCUCACACAUCUCACUGCUCUGCACCUCAGUGACAACUGUCUGUCCCGCAUACCGCCUGAAAUCGCCAAGCUGCACAACCUUGCGUUCUUGGAUUUAUCGUCCAAUAAGAUCAGGAGCCUGCCAGCAGAGCUUGGCAACAUGGUGUCUCUCAGGGAACUGCUUUUAAAUAACAACCAGUUGCGGGUUCUGCCUUUUGAGUUGGGGAAACUGUUUCAGUUACAAACACUGGGGUUGAAAGGCAAUCCACUCACUCAAGAAAUCAUGAGCCUCUAUCAGGAGCCUGAUGGCACCCGGCGACUGCUGAACUACCUUUUGGACAAUCUUGCUGGUGCUAUCAAGCGCAUCCCAACAGAGCAGCCUCCGCCCCGCUCCUGGAUUGUGCUGCAGGAGCCUGAAAGAUCAAGACCAACAGCCCUGUUAACUGUAAUGUGCUAUAAUGUGCUGUGUGAUAAAUACGCCACACGCCAGCUCUACGGCUACUGCCCAUCCUGGGCUCUAAACUGGAGCUACAGGAAAAAGUCCAUCAUGCAGGAGAUCCUCAACUGCAAUGCAGACAUCAUCAGCUUACAGGAAGUGGAGACCGAGCAGUAUUUUAACUUCUUCCUGCUAGAGCUGAGUAAACAGGGGUACGAUGGAUUCUUCAGCCCCAAAUCCCGGGCCAGAACCAUGUCUGAAUCAGACAGGAAGCAUGUAGAUGGAUGUGCAAUAUUCUACAAGACUGAGAAGUUCAACGUGGUGCAGAAACACACUGUAGAAUUUAACCAGCUGGCUAUGGCCAAUUCAGAAGGCUCGGAGGCCAUGUUGAAUCGAGUCAUGACCAAGGACAACAUUGGCGUGGCAGUUUUGCUGGAGCUGAAAAAGGAGUUAAUUGAAGUGUCAUCGGGUAAGUCAAUCCAUGCAAUGGAGAAACAGCUCCUACUAGUGGCUAAUGCUCACAUGCACUGGGACCCAGAGUACUCUGACGUGAAGCUGGUGCAGACCAUGAUGUUCCUGUCAGAGGUGAAGAACAUCAUAGACAAAGCGUCUCGCAGUCUGAAGCACUCCUCAGUGUCUGGAGAAACCAGCAGCAUCCCUCUGGUGCUGUGUGCCGACCUCAACUCACUACCUGACUCGGGUGUUGUGGAGUACCUGAGCACAGGUGGAGUCGACUGCACACACAAAGACUUCAAAGAGCUGCGAUACAGCGACAGCCUGACCAACUUCAACUGCAACGGCAAAAACAGCACAUCUAAUGGAAGGAUCACGCAUGCGUUCAAGCUGAAGAGUGCCUACGAGAACGGGCUCAUGCCUUAUACCAAUUACACUUUUGAUUUUAGGGGUGUCAUUGACUACAUCUUCUACUCCAGGCCGCAGCUGAACGUGCUGGGCGUUCUUGGGCCCUUGGACACAAACUGGCUCCUGGAGAACAAUAUCAGUGGCUGUCCGCACCCUCUAAUCCCCUCAGAUCACUUCUCCCUGUUUGCACAACUGGAGUUGGUCCUGCCUUAUCCGUCCGCUCUCAAUGGAGUCCACUUACCUGCACACAGGUAGUGAGCCCUCCUGGCCACUGGUGGCACUGCAGAGUCCCACGUUUUUCUGAAACGAUAAAACCUCUAAGCUAUUCUUUAUUUUUUAAAAUCGACAUAUAUAUAUUUUUUUCUCUUCUACCUUUAUUCAUUUUAGGGUCCAAACAAGUACCUAUGUGUCAGGGAGAUGUGUUUUGUUUUUGUUGAGCUAUAGAUCUUUUUAUUUUUGUUAAAUCAAUCCCCCUCCUAUUGACUGACAUCUUAUCAUUAAUUAUAUUUUAAUGUAUGGGCAUAGCUCGUGUGCAUGUAUCCAAACUGUAAGAUGAAAGUUUAACGCUCGGUCACACGCUCAAAGGGACUGCAGACUGAUUUAACCGAUGCUAAAAACCAGCCGUUAUAAGCUUUAAAAGACAACUUUACCUAAAAAGGAGCUUUAAUUUACUCUUCCUCAGAUUAUUCAAGAUUUUUAAAAGCUGAAACUAUAGUUCUUGGUGGUUUAAUUAAAUGCAUGUCGAUGGUUAGCACUUUGAGAGUCAAAAAAAUCAUACAGGCUCAACACAAUUAAUAGCCAUGGCUUCUGAUGAUGUCUCAUGAAGCGAGAUGAUUGUUUAGUGCAAGAGACUGAACAUUAUUUAUGAGGUUAUUAUCAUUUGUGGCAUAUUAACACACACUUGAGCUGGUGCAGAUUGUUAAUAGUGGAGUGGAAGGGUGCAGUGUUGUGUUGUGCAUCCAAAUAUUGUGUAUCCUGGACGCUGCAGACACACUGACGCCUGCACCAGCAUGUUUGUUCCAGAUGGCCACAAAUGCUGUGGAUUAAAUGUUGUUAAAAAAAA
This is a messenger RNA of Danio rerio (zebrafish), 2620 nucleotides long. RefSeq names its product CCR4-NOT transcription complex, subunit 6b (gene cnot6b). Gene Ontology annotation, molecular function: catalytic activity; poly(A)-specific ribonuclease activity. Gene Ontology annotation, cellular component: nucleus; cytoplasm. The record is from RefSeq and is marked provisional. Lineage: Eukaryota; Metazoa; Chordata; Actinopteri; Cypriniformes; Danionidae.